UCUCAGUCUCCGACGAGUUUAAUUAAAAAACAAAAAAAAAAAACCCUAAAUCCUUCUCCGGCGGAACAAUCACGAACUCCGGCGAGUCCGAUGGAAAGAGGGAAAAACAUGGAAUCGAUCCCAACUGAUCUAAUUCUCGAGAUAUUCACGAGAUUGCCGUCGAAGUCAGUCGCAAGGUUUCGUACCUUGUCGAAGCACUGGGCGUCUACGCUUGGCAGUCCAGAUUUCAAGAAGCUCUUCCUAGCCAGGUCCUCGGCUCGUCCUCGUCUCUUGUUUGCCGUCGAAAGAUAUAGAUAUAACGAGUGGCUCUUCUUCUCGUCGCCUCAGCCACAGAACAAGAAGUCUCUUCUUUUAGAUUAUCAUACAAAGUUCUCAGGAGACGUGAGCCAAUACAUUUGUAGCUACGCCUCAGGUUUGAUCUAUUUCCCUUUUGUGCGGGUCAUUGAUGAGGACAAGCCUUUGAUUUGUAACCCUAUCACCGGAAUGUAUGAUGGCUUAGUAGUCAGGAAGUACAGCAACUCUCGAGGCUUUUUAGGGUUUGAUCCCAUUGAUAAGCAAUUCAAGGUUUUGGAUUUUCAUAGCGUUCUAACACUAGGAGGAUCAUCUGGUGAACCCAAAUGGAGGGAUAAGGAGGGUAUCUAUUAUGCUCCGUAUCAUCGUUGCUCCAAUGCAGGGAUAUGCAUCAAUGGGGUUUUGUAUUACUUAGUUCAAACAGUUAUGGAACCAUCUUUUGUGAUAGUUCGCUUUGAUGUUAGGUCUGAGGAGUUCAAGUUUAUUGUCGCAGCAUGCCUUAGUGAUCAUCUAGAGCAGCCUAGUGGAUUGAGUUUGCUCAACUUUAAGGGUAAGUUAGGUGUGAUCAAUUGCAAUUGUGCUUAUGCUGGUGGAAGACGUACGGUUGAGUUGUGUUUGUGGGUUCUAGAGGAUGUCCAGACAGAGGACUGGGUGAGAUAUGUCUACACUCUGCCGCAGAAUGAAGUCCUUGGUUCCUGCAAGUUUUCAGUUGCUGGAGUGACUGCUACAGGUGACAUUGUUUUGUGUAUGAGAUAUACUUGUAAACCGUAUUAUGUCUUCUACUUCAAUCCCGUAAAGAACACUCUCCAAAGUGUUGAAAUCCAAGGUUUUGGAGAAGAGCUUGAAACAGUUGAGAAUCGUGGUGUAGUUUAUGCCUUUGUUGACUAUGUAGAGGAUCUUAGUCUUAACGAUGCAAAGCAACUCAAGUCAAGCCUUUCUGAAAUCAAGAGUCUCUGCUCCUGCUGUCAAAAGGAAGGGCAGCAUAACCACAUUGGGGCAGAGGUAUGAUGAUGGUAUGAGUAAGGAGAAGAAUUGAAAGAGAUAUCAGUGAAGAAAAAGAGAAGGGUAUAAGAGAGUAAACAAUGAGACAAGGAGUAGGUGAAAGACAAUAGGGCCUGUCAUCUAUGCGUUUAUGUUCUUUAGUUAAUAGUUUUAGACGUUGGUUUGGUAAGUCUGUGAAUCAAAUCUAGCUUUGGUAAAUCGUAUGUACCUUUUGACUAAUAUUGUUGAAUCUAGAUUUCUUUUAUAA
This is a messenger RNA of Camelina sativa (false flax), 1540 nucleotides long. RefSeq names its product F-box protein At3g57580-like. The record is from RefSeq and is a predicted model, not a curated record. Gene Ontology annotation, molecular function: protein binding. NCBI's taxonomy places the organism in Eukaryota, Viridiplantae, Streptophyta, Magnoliopsida, Brassicales, Brassicaceae.